AUGUCUAGAGAGCUAGUCUUAAUUCCCACGGAAAAAUCAUGCAUUUAUCUUGAAGGAGCUGGUAGAACCUUAACAAGUAUAGAAUGGAGUACACAUAUCAAUGUUACCUUCCAAUCAAAAGCAAAUUACACAGUUGCAAAGGGCAUUACUUUCACGAAUACAUACAACAAUCCAGUAUUAUUAGAUGUCAAUAACAUCACGCAAGCCAAAGCUGCUCGAAUAAGUGGAGAUAAAUGUGCUUUCUUUGAUUGUGGUUUUCUAGGGGUGCAAGACACUUUAUAUGAUGAUGAUGGUCGCCAUUAUUAUCAUAAUUGUUACAUUCAAGGUGGAACUGAUUUCAUUUAUGGGAAUGGUCAAUCACUCUUUGAGGCAAGUACAAUAUUUUUUUCAAUGGGAAAAUAUGGUCCCAAAAGAGAUGGGGUUAUUACAGCACAACAAAGGAAUUCACCAAAUGAUACAAGUGGGUUUGUGUUUAAAAAUUGUAACAUAAGUGGAACAGGAGGAAAAACUCAACUUGGAAGGGCUCUGAAUGCAUAUGCAAGAGUCAUUAUAACUGAUUCAUACCUUUCAGAUGUGAUUAGACCUGAGGGUUGGAGUUCUGUAACCUUUGUUGGCCAUGAGUAA
This is a messenger RNA of Cicer arietinum (chickpea), 624 nucleotides long. Its product is annotated as probable pectinesterase 29. Gene Ontology annotation, molecular function: pectinesterase activity. Lineage: Eukaryota; Viridiplantae; Streptophyta; Magnoliopsida; Fabales; Fabaceae. The record is from RefSeq and is a predicted model, not a curated record. Gene Ontology annotation, biological process: cell wall modification; pectin catabolic process.